AUGCUGGAAAUAGAUGAGGCAGAUGACAAGGUACAUCUCACGACCUUCAAAGCAGGAUUAAAGUCCAGGGAUUUUGUGGCAUCCUUGGCAAAGAACCCCCCUAAGACAAUGGCCGAGGCAUUGCUAAAAACUCAGAAGUACAUGAACGCGGAAGAAGCCCUGGCAGCUAUUGACGGGGCAGAUAAGAGCAGGGAAAAGAAGAAAGAAAAGGAGGACGAUCGAAGAGGGCUUAAAAGGGAUCGGGCUGACAGACGGAAUGACAAUGGAAAUAGAAGGAGGGAGGAUAAGAACCCUCUUCCAUCAAAAUUCACUCCGCUGGUGAUGCCAGUUGAUCAGAUUCUAACAGAAAUAAGGGACGAACCAUCCCUAAAGUGGCCAAAACCACUCCAUUCAGCGCCUGGAUUGCGCGAUAAAAGGAAAUACUGCCGUUUCCACAAAGAUCACGGGUAUUACACGGAGGAUUGCAGGGACCUCAAAGAACAGAUUGAGGAGCUCAUCCGUAAUGGGAAGCUACAACAGUAUAUAAAAAGGGGAGAUUCCGGUAGGUAUGGACAGAAAAGCCAGCAAGUUAAUACACGGAGAGACAAAGACCGCCUCCAACCUCGUCCACAGAGCGCGCUAGGGGAAAUAAAGACCAUCGCCGGGGGACCAACCACUGGGGGAUCAUUCAAGUCUCUCAGGAAAUCAUACCAAAGACAGGUAAACAGCGUCCACAGUAUACCUCCAUCAAAGCAAAGACGCAUCAGUGGAGACUUGUAUUUCUCUGAGGAGGAUGCCAGAAGUGUGAAGCAACCCCAUGAUGACCCACUCGUCAUUAUGAUCAUGAUCAAAGGGUUCAACACGCGAAGAGUCCUGGUCGACAGCGGAAGUUCAGCAGACAUAAUCUAUCUUCCUGCCUUUCAACAACUAAAGCUGGACCCCAAAAGGCUCCGUCCUUUUGAGUCUCCCCUCGUUAGUUUCAGCGGAGACAAAGUAUACCCCAGAGGAAUCGUGGCGUUGACAAUAACAGCUGGGUCAUACCCCCUUCAGGUAACCAACCAGCACAAUUUCCUGAUAGUAGACUCACCCUCAUCCUACAAUGUGAUCAUAGGGAGGCUAAUGCUUAAUCGCUGGAAGGCUGCUAUCUCCACCUACUGCUUAAAGGUGAAGUUCCCAACAGAACACGGCGUCGGGGAGAUUAAAGGAGAUCAAGUACUGGCAAGAGAAUGCUACCAUGCCGUCCUGGCCCCAAAAGAGAACCAUACGUGGACAAUUGAAGAGAAAACACCAGAGAUUAUGGAAAAACUUGAAACGGUAGAGCUGGCUGAAAGGAAUCCUCCGAAGACGACCUAA
Messenger RNA from Quercus lobata, 1332 nucleotides. RefSeq lists its product as uncharacterized. The coding region runs from base 1 to 1332 and encodes 443 amino acids. The transcript has a single exon. Lineage: Eukaryota; Viridiplantae; Streptophyta; Magnoliopsida; Fagales; Fagaceae. The record is from RefSeq and is a predicted model, not a curated record.